UCUGUGACUUGUUUGAUGCCGUUCCGAACCAAAUAACAAUCAAUAACUGAAAAAAUCGUCUGCAAAAUGCUCAAGGUGUAACUAAUGCCCUAUUCUGGUUUCGCGCCCACAAAGGGGGCACUUCGAUAUUUGCCAUCCUGUUUUACUAGUUGGGCGGCUCGAUUGACUCUCCUCUUGGCCACAACAUCCUCUGCACUUGCUGAUUCGCGAUGUCUAAUCGAUUCAAGUUUUCUAAAAGAACUGCGCCUCCCGGUGACCCAUCGAACCCUGUUCCCAACCCCCAGAUCACUUCUUCUCCAACUGAAAGCGAUGCAACAACUAGCACAGAUCAUGGUGGAUCUGAUAGAUUCCGUCUUGAACCUCUUACCACUACCGAUGGUAGUUCUCGAGGCCGGAAGCAGCGGAGGUCUGUUCGGUACACUAUAGCUAAGCUGUUGAGCAGAAGUCCCAGUCCCGAUCCCAGACAACCGGACCCCUCUACGCCCAAUCAGCCAUUGCUUAAUCCAUUAUCAUCACCCGUUCUCCCUGGGGGGACCAUUGGUAUCUCUCACAUGAUGCCCAGCGAAUGUAUCACCCAUGGCAACACUGAAACUCCCCACCCACCACCAGGACGCACAGGCGUGAACUUAGAUGCCCCAUCGUCAAUGGAUCGAACACCGUCAUCUUCAGCCGUCACUGCUGGUGAAGGAAAGAAAACAAUCAUCGCCGCCACAAGGCUUGUCCUCCAAACUGCCGCCACUGCUCUUAAGUUAGCCCCCAUUCCGAAUCUCGACCAGAUACCGAAUACACUCCUAUCGUGGCUCCAAGUUUACGAGACCAUCGACAACAAUGACGAAGAUCUCAAGGGAUUAGACGACGAAGUUCGUAACGCUCACGAAACGAUCUUUAGGCCUCUCCAGUUGUGGACUGGCCAAGUUCCUCCUGCGAUAGGUGAUCUGAUUCAACGAUUUGACUUAGCUCUAAAACGACAAUUGACGCAAAUUGAGGCACUCAAACGUCAAAAGCUUUCCAAGAGGGUAAUUUUAGCGACUGAGAUAACCCAGGAAAUAAGUGCAGUGAAGUCGUGCAUUCAUGAUGCUAUUUCCUGCUUUUCGGUUUGUUUCGUCUACGUUCAAGUCGUUUGAAGAUUGACCGGGGGAUUCACCAUAGACUGCUGCGACAACUCUAAAUCUCCUCCACACAAUUCGGCUAUCGGUAGACUAUGAACUCUCAAAACUCUACAAAGCGAGCGCGGAAUACUCUGCCGUGGAAA
This is a messenger RNA of Cantharellus anzutake, 1252 nucleotides long. RefSeq lists its product as uncharacterized. The transcript has 5 exons. The record is from RefSeq and is a predicted model, not a curated record. Gene Ontology annotation, biological process: cell surface receptor signaling pathway. The coding region runs from base 210 to 1124 and encodes 304 amino acids. Lineage: Eukaryota; Fungi; Basidiomycota; Agaricomycetes; Cantharellales; Hydnaceae.